UCUGAGUGGCAGGCGUAUGAGUUAGGCUACAUCCCGAGACCACAGCUGGUGCAUUGUGUUUCAGUGCAUUUUCUCAUGAAGAGCACGGAAGUAGCCAGUCGCUGACAUUUUAACAUCGUUAUCCAAAUAAUCUGUCAUCAAUGCAAAUUUUAGUAGAAAGGAAGUGAAAGAUAACUGAGGCAUAAAUGAAGGAUUUUACGGCGACCGGGCCAAUAAUGUCAGUGCACAUUCUCGCACUCAUCGUAUCGGGCGCCUGUAUCCAAGGCGCCUGGUCGCAAUGCCAACCCAGAGACUACGGCAAAGGCAGCGUGGUGUGCGUGUGCAACACCACGUACUGCGAUUACCUUGGGGAAGUGAGCCUGGCCCCUCAGGGACAGAUACUUGUUUUCGAGAGCAACAAGGCUGGACUCAGGUUUGCUAAGACAACCGGCAGCUUCGACUUGCAGCCAGGCUUUUCGCGCAGUGACGACGACACUGUAACCAUAGUCGUCGACACGUCCAAAACUUACCAGACAAUUUACGGUUUUGGCGGAGCCUUUACCGACGCCGCGGGCAUCAACAUCAAAUCCCUGCCGAAAGGUAUGCAGGAAGAUGUCAUCCAAUCAUACUACGCCGACAAAGGAUUGUCCUACAACAUUGGCCGAGUGCCGAUGGCAAGCUGUGAUUUCUCUGUGCGACAGUACACGUACGCGGACACACCGGGUGAUUUCGCUCUGGCGAACUUUUCUCUUGCCGAUGAAGACUUCGAGCUAAAGAUCCCGUACAUCAAACGAGCAUUAAAUGCAUCCAAGCAUGCCGUAUGGAUGUUCGCCAGCCCCUGGAGUGGCCCAGCAUGGAUGAAGACCAAUGGACAACUUAAUCAUGGCGGCUUUCUUAUCGGGCAUCCCGGUGGACCAUACUACAAGACAUGGGCAAACUACUUUGUCAGGUUCCUACAAGAAUACGAGCGCAACGGCAUCAACUUCUGGGGCUUGACGGCUGAGAACGAGCCCACGGCGGGUUUAGACCCAAACUACUCUUUCCAGAGCAUGGGGUUUACGCCCGCAAUCCAGCGCGACUUCAUCAAGUUGGACCUAGGACCGGCCUUGGAAAAAGCCGGCUACGGGCCGGACAAGAUCGCACUGAUGAUUCUAGACGACAUGCGGGUGCUCCUUCCAUUCUGGGCCAAAAUGGUACUGAACGACAAGGAUGCAGCAAAAUACGUUGCUGGCGUUGCCGUCCACUGGUACACGGACUCUGAGACAGACCCCGCCAGGCUGGACGAAACGCACAACGCAUUCCCAGACAAGUUCAUCCUCGCUACUGAAGCGUGCAUGGGCGACAAACCGUGGAUCAAGGAGAAGGUGCAGCUCGGCAGCUGGGACCGCGCAGAAAACUAUUCCCACGACAUUCUCGAGGAUCUGCAACACUGGGUGACCGGGUGGGUGGAUUGGAACCUUGCCUUAGACAAGCAGGGUGGGCCCAACUGGGUUCAGAACUUCGUCGACUCACCCAUCAUCGUGGACGCUGAAGCACGCGAGUUCUACAAGCAACCCAUGUACUACGCACUGGCGCACUUCACGAAGUUCCUACCACGUGGAAGCUUACGAGUUGCCUCUAGGCAGAAAAGCGGAGAUGGGCACGCUCUGGAGUUUGGGGCAUUCAAGACCCCCCAAGGAGCCACGGUCGCAAUUGUGCUUAAUCCCACCAACACUGAGCGCAAGGUGCAACUGAACGACGUCUCCAGAGGUAGCACGUACGAGAAGACCAUCACGCCACGUUCCAUCAACACAUUUUCCUGGAGGUAGAAGUGGACCAUACGACAACGGUCACAAGAUCAGACGGAAACGAAUUGGCAAUAAUAAAUUAAAGCUGUUUUUUACACUUAAAA
Molecule: messenger RNA, 1870 nt
Organism: Dermacentor andersoni
Lineage: Eukaryota; Metazoa; Arthropoda; Arachnida; Ixodida; Ixodidae
Product: lysosomal acid glucosylceramidase-like
Biological process (GO): glucosylceramide catabolic process
Molecular function (GO): glucosylceramidase activity
Source: RefSeq, a predicted model, not a curated record